Messenger RNA from Ornithodoros turicata, 1186 nucleotides. RefSeq lists its product as uncharacterized. The transcript is spliced from 5 exons. The coding region runs from base 435 to 1160 and encodes 241 amino acids. NCBI's taxonomy places the organism in Eukaryota, Metazoa, Arthropoda, Arachnida, Ixodida, Argasidae. The record is from RefSeq and is a predicted model, not a curated record.
UUUUCUUCUUCAUCGUCGUCUUUUCAAUUUCAAACCACCAAGUCAAACAGGGGACACUUCUCGGAGAACUAAGGUAAGGCAGGCACACACGAACAAUGGUAAAACACAACAGAACGCCGGUAAACCUGUUCCUGCAGGCUCUACCGGGAGACGCACCAUGUCGAGGCGCUACAUAAGCGGUGCCUCCUGAAGGAGAAAGGAAACUGUGACGCCGAUGACACUAUGGGCGGUAUAAGUUUCCACCGUCUUCCUCGGGACCCCUUGAGGUGAGUUCCUAUAUAUUAUAAGUAGGUCUACGGCCGAGAACGGAGCUGAGUCACUUGGUUGAGGACGUGCAGUGUUUGCUGAAGUAAAAUGCGUACCUCUCCCCCCGAGUUUUAUUGAGAGCGGUGAAGUGAACAUAGUGCAAGUUACAUAAGAUUAAUAGCGUUUCAAUGGUAUCACCUGUUUUCCAGCUUUCAGUCUGUAUGGACACUCCCUGGAUAGGUCAUCCUUCCACAGUGAGGUGGUACAAGGCGUGGCUGGAGUUUUGCAACCUGGAGGCGGAUACGAGUCUAAUUUCCAUUCGCUCUAAGGUCCUGUGCUCCCAGCACUUCGCACCAGUUGCUUAUUUGCGCACAGGAAGGCUUCGGUGGGAUGCAGUUCCUACAUUGAAGCGCACACUGCAUGGCGUUGGAGGAAGUAGUGCCUACGCCAAUCAGAGCAGACUUGAAAGCAGUGGGCCUUCAACGGAGGAACGUGUGCAAGCUGUGGUAGCCUGCGAUGACGACAGCACAGGAGCAAUACACCUUCACCAGAUGAGUCAUCCUUGCCAUGCUGAAGAGUGUGGUACUGAAGAAAGUCAGCAACAGCGUGAUCUGUCUCAUCAGGACCAUAGCUACGCACAACACGCACCAGCCUUGUCAACACAGAGCACUGUUGUCUCCCCACUAGCUGCAGUUGUCACUCCUCUGCCAGGAACGUCGUCUGGUGUACUGCGUGCAGUCUCGUCACCUCAGCACUUAGGAGGUGGAAGUGGCUGGCAUCCCCCCAAAGAUUGCCCAUCGUCCAGUAGUCUAGCAGCUCCAGCACAGCCAACAAAAGGCAAGCUGGAUAACCUCCGCAAGAAAGUGCACCAGUUGCAAGCCCUGUGUUCAGCACCUGUGUUCAUAGAUACCUAGCAUACAUUUUCUAUUUUGAAUCUUCA